Messenger RNA from Dreissena polymorpha, 2391 nucleotides. Its product is annotated as putative protein TPRXL. The record is from RefSeq and is a predicted model, not a curated record. NCBI's taxonomy places the organism in Eukaryota, Metazoa, Mollusca, Bivalvia, Myida, Dreissenidae. Bases 393 to 1655 code for a protein of 420 amino acids. The transcript is spliced from 4 exons.
GUCGAACACAUGUGAAUGAUUUAACCUGCGCGUGAAAUAUGUGUGGUAUUCCCGAUACUUAAACUAUACAGAAGUGAUAGAAACGUUUUAGCGUAUGGACAGAUCUAAAGGAAAUCCAGAAGUGUGCGAUUUCUGAGAGAAAAGUACGAAUUUGAGACUAAUAAAAUACAAUUAUUUUGAAGUAUUUAAAUCUUUAAGCAGGGUACUCACUUCUUACAUAGACAAGAUACUAGAAAAAAAUCUGGUAGGGAGAAAUUUAAAGAAAGUUUGAACACAAGCCAGGGCUGUGUGUAUUUUGCGCUUAGUAACCAAACAGUUAGAAAUUAUAAAAAUGAGUUUUGUGACAUCAAUAUUUGCGACAUUGGUUGCCAUGGCGACGAUUUCAAAGGUGGAUGGUCACGGGAUGCUGUGGGACCCCCCCGCAAAGGUCGUCCGCGUGGAGAUUUGGAUACAAAGUUCCGAUAAACUACAAUGAUAAUGAACAGUUUUGUGGCGGUGCCGGGGUACAAUGGAAUCAAAACGGGGGACGAUGUGGUGUCUGCGGUGACAACUACGCCAAUCAAGUAAAAGAAAACGAAGAUCUCACGGGAAAAUACGUGACCGGAACAAUAACCGGAAGUUACGUCAAAGGCGCCAAUAUUACGGCCACCGUCAAGCUAACAGCCAAUCACAAAGGGUGGUGGGAGUUCAGGGUGUGCCCUUUGCCUAAUUCACGCACGAAAGUGACGCAAGAGUGUCUUAAUCAAUACCUACUCACGAACCACAAAGGUACCACCCGAUACGAUCUAGACGCCAAUCAGAUCACAGGAACCGGCGAAUUCAAGGUCGGGUUAAAUUUACCAGAUGACGUCUCAUGCGAGAAUUGCGUAUUGCAGUGGAUAUACAACACUGGGAACAGUUGGGGCUGCGAUAGCACUACCGGUACUUGCUGUGUGGGGUGCGGGCCGGGCCAGGAGAACUUCUGGAACUGUGCAGAUAUAAGAAUCAUCAAUACGGAAAGCAGUCCGACAACGGCAUCAACAACACAAGAAGCAACAACAGCACCACAUGUGACAACCACUUUCGCCGCUUCUACGAAAACAACAGAAUCAGAUUCAUCUUCAUCAUCGACCGGAACACCCACCAGCUCGACAAUAUCGUCUUCAACGACAACAACAACACCAACAGAAGGAACACAGACAACAACACCUACAGAAGGAACACAGACAACAAAACCAACAGAAGGAACACAGACGACAACAAAAGCAGAAGGAACACAGACAACAACAAUACUCAAAAUAACCACUGAUACCCCAACGACCACAGCAAAACCACCAUCAUUUACUUCAACAACGACAUCAUCAAUCUCGUCAUCGUCGGCUUCCUCAUCAUCGACAACAAGAAAAACAACAAUGUCCCCCUCAUCAACUACAACAUCCGAAAGAAAUUCGCCUUGUAAAGCAAUAGGAGCAUGGUUUGGCGACAUUGCAAUGGACGAUUGGUGUGCAAUCAACUGCGCCGCCGGAUACUGUCCGUCGAGUCACUGCUCGUGUACGAGCGUGACUUACGUUUGCGCAUGCGAACCAGUGCCGCCAUUUAAUGUUGCUGGUAUGAAAGAGUGGUGUUGUGCGAAUUGCGCAUUAGGGUAUUGCCCAUCCACACAUUGUUCAUGUUAACAUUCUCAUAGAAAUAUUUAAAUCUAUUAUCUGCAAAACUAAAUGAACACGAACAUUUCGCAAAUAUAUCAAACGAAAAUUUACAUUUUGAAAUUACGAAAAUUUUGAAGACAUAGUUUAAAAUGUGUGAAUCUAUUAAUUAUUUUAGCAAACUGUAAUUUUAAUGAAGAAUUAAGGAUACAAGAUGUGUCCAUGCGGGAAAACAAUCUUGAAAACUAUAUACGUGAUUUUGAAUGUAAUUUGAUGCAUAAUAAUUUUAUGUUAAUACUAAUGCUCAACCACUGUGCAAUAUUAUAAGUGUGGAAAAUUGAUAAUGUUUUUUAUCUACGUUAGUGGUUCAAUGUGCGUAAGAAGUGUUUUGAUUUCCACGACAUGACCAAGAUGGUGUAUCUAAAGUUUUGCGUAAGACAUCCAAGAUGACAAUCAACAAUCCAAUAUUUCAGCAAAAGUCCAAGAUUCUCGUCCAAAGUACAGAUAGUCGCCAAAAUCAAAUAUGGCUAUAUAGGACUGAAAUGUAUUUAAGUGUCGAAAUUUUGAAUUGUUAUACAUUUUAGAUGGAUUGUAAUAAAUAUGUUUUGAACAAAAGCAGACAUGGAAAGCGUUGAUUUCUUUUUCAAAAACGCCGAAUAUUUUUAAAACUGGUAAACUGUAUAUGCUAUUAUUUGACAUGUCAACCAAUAUUUAUUUUUUUAUAGAUAUUUACAAAAUUAAAAUAAACUGGUUGUAAAUAAAGCAA